UUAAAAACUAUGACUUUUAAUAAAAUAAUUACGAUAUCUGGUGUUAUUUUGAUUAUCACAAUAAUUUUUCCUUGUGGUAUUAGAUUUUUUGUUUAUACUUCCAAUGACAGUGGAGAUAUAGAGCCAUUAUUUUUGACACCUUAUAUCGACGAUGGAAGAUUUGAUGAAGCCAAAAAGCUGGCAGCAGUUAAUUAUGAAAAAAUGCCAGAUAUUGAAAGUUAUGCUGGAUAUUUAACAGUUAAUAAAAAAUAUAACUCAAACUUGUUCUUCUGGUUAUUUUCAGCUGAGAUUAAUCCACGCGAUGCGCCUACAAUACUAUGGCUUCAAGGAGGUCCCGGAAUAAGUUCUCUCGCUGGUGCCUUCUUUGAAAAUGGACCCUUUAUAUUUGGUAAAAAUAAAACUCUCAAGAUCAAUCCGUACAGAUGGAGUAUUUCACAUAAUGUUAUAUACAUUGACAGCCCAGUUGGCACAGGAUACAGUUUCACUGAUAACGAAGAAGGUUUUUCAAAAAACGAAACUCAAGUAUAUGAGGAUCUGUAUGCAGGAUUAGUACAAUUUUUUAAAUUAUUCUCCGAGCUUCAGAGUAAUGAUUUAUACAUAGCUGGUGAAUCUUAUUCCGGUAAAUCCAUACCAGGAUUUUCAUACACGAUUCACAAAAAAAAUCCAACAGCAGAAAUUAAAAUAAAUCUAAAAGGUCUAGCUAUUGGGAAUGGGUAUCUUGAUCCAAUAAAUCAAUUCAAUUAUGGUGACUAUUUAUAUCAAAUAGGGGUCGUAGACUUUAAUGGCAGAGAAAAAUUCGACGAGUACGAAAAAAAAGCAGUAGCUUUUAUGAACAAAAAUGAACAUAACAAUUCUGUCGAUAUAUUUGACGAGCUUUUUAUAAAGUCGCCAUCUUUGCUAAUGAAUUUAACCGGAUCAAGCUUUAUUUUUAAUUACUUAAUCGAAAAAGGUCCUGACUUAAAGGAUAUACUGACCGAGUGGAUGCGAAAAACUGAUCUCCAUCGUGCCAUACAUGUUGGCAGUGUCCCGUUUGAAUAUGCGAAUAAAACAGUAGGAAAUUAUUUGAGGCACGAGUUUACAGAAUCACAUGCUCAUACAGUUGCCGCUUUACUUCCGCACUAUAAAGUUCUUCUUUACAAUGGGCAAGUUGAUAUCAUUGUUCCUUAUCCAUUUCUGGUAAAUUUCAUACAAAAAUUACAGUGGCCUGGAGCCGAUGAUUAUAAAAAAGCCCAACGUAAUAUUUGGAGAGUUAAUGGUCAAGUUGCUGGUUACGUUAAAAUUGUACACAAUCUAAUUGAAGUACUUGUUAGGAAUGCGGGGCACCUGGUACCCACUGAUCAACCUGAAUGGGCAUUGGAUUUAAUCACACAAUUCACGCAUCACCAAACUGUUCACUAGAAUCUAUAUUUAUUUAGACGAUUCAAGUGCAGCUUGAAUUUUUUGAUAAAAAUAUUAUAACUUUUGAACCGUUUGAGAUAAAAAAUCGGCCCUAGAAUAUUCUUGUAUGGCAUUAAAUUUCUUUAAAAAAAGUCCUGGGAGUCGAAUUUGUAAACUUGAUAUUUCGUCUACUAACAGGCCAUCAAAGUCUAGAGUAAACAGAACCAUACAAAUUUAAGGCUUUAUUAUUAACAAUAUCAAUACUACGAGAAAAUUUGUUCUACAUGUAGUGCAAUGAAAUCACCAACAAUAUCCACGUUGUUACAAAUAAUAUUUUGUUAUCAAUUACAAUAAAAGAAAAGUAUUUGGAAAAUCGAAAUAAAGUCGUCGAUGUCAUGUCUUCUAUAAUAAUAAAAAUUAAAAAAAUUUAAUUUGGUAUUAGUGAAAAAAAAUAUUAGACGACUAAUAAUAAAAAAAAUCUGACCGUGUGUGUAAUUUUUUUUUCAAGAAUCCCAUGAUUAUACAA
This is a messenger RNA of Microplitis mediator, 1903 nucleotides long. Its product is annotated as venom serine carboxypeptidase-like. Gene Ontology annotation, molecular function: serine-type carboxypeptidase activity. Lineage: Eukaryota; Metazoa; Arthropoda; Insecta; Hymenoptera; Braconidae. Bases 10 to 1398 code for a protein of 462 amino acids. The record is from RefSeq and is a predicted model, not a curated record. Gene Ontology annotation, biological process: proteolysis. The transcript has 2 exons.